AUGUCUCCAAAGAACGUGACUGAGCCAGAGGAGAUCACCGGACAGAGUGCUCUUCCCAUCUCUCGUAUCAAGAAGAUCAUUCAACUCGACGACGAUAUCGUACAAUGUUCCAACAAUGCGACCUUCGUGAUUGCGAUGGCUACUGAGAUGUUCAUCCAGUAUCUCGCCGAGCAGGGACACAAUGUGGUAAAAUCAGAACGGAAACCUCGAAAGACGGUACAAUACAAGGAUCUAGCUACCGCAGUUUCACACAUCGACAACCUCGAAUUCCUCGCCGAUGUGAUCCCCAAGACUACGACAUAUAAGCAGUUCAAGGAGAAGAAGGCUCAGGAUGCUGCUAAACACAUUGAGAUGGAGAAGGGCCAGCGGACCUUGAAUGGAACCGGGUCUGCGCCCAACAACACCAAUGGCAACUCUGUUGAAUCUGCUCUACCUGACGUAUCACCGUCAGUUCCUCGCACACCCGUGGUCCCCGUGAGCGCAUUGAUUGCCGACCGAACGGUUGAUCCUUCGACCCGGAAUGACCCUGAUAUUGAAAUGAAGGAUUGA
Messenger RNA from Penicillium daleae, 549 nucleotides. Its product is annotated as histone-fold domain-containing protein. NCBI's taxonomy places the organism in Eukaryota, Fungi, Ascomycota, Eurotiomycetes, Eurotiales, Aspergillaceae. The transcript is spliced from 4 exons. The coding region runs from base 1 to 549 and encodes 182 amino acids. Gene Ontology annotation, molecular function: protein heterodimerization activity. The record is from RefSeq and is a predicted model, not a curated record. Gene Ontology annotation, cellular component: CHRAC; nucleus.